Megalobrama amblycephala (Wuchang bream) is the source of this 1890-nucleotide messenger RNA. RefSeq names its product V-set and immunoglobulin domain-containing protein 10-like. Gene Ontology annotation, molecular function: MHC class II protein binding; protein tyrosine kinase binding. Gene Ontology annotation, biological process: interleukin-15-mediated signaling pathway; positive regulation of ERK1 and ERK2 cascade; T cell activation. The record is from RefSeq and is a predicted model, not a curated record. Gene Ontology annotation, cellular component: external side of plasma membrane; membrane raft. Bases 131 to 1123 code for a protein of 330 amino acids. The transcript has 10 exons. Lineage: Eukaryota; Metazoa; Chordata; Actinopteri; Cypriniformes; Xenocyprididae.
GUAAAAUUGAAAUACAUGGGCAUGUGACACACUUCUCCAUUACACACUUCCUCUGUCAGUGAAAUGCAGCUGUUGCGUGAGAGUCAACCUCAGUUGGACAAGUAAGAGGAAAGUUUGUUAAAAAGAUAAAAUGUGUCAUAUGUGUCUGCUGGAAAUGAUCAUUCUCUGUCCACUUCUAACAGGUAUGACUGUAGCUGAAGUAAAUCAUGUGUUCUGCAGUUCUGGUGAAAAUGUCCAUCUGCCCUGUAAUAAUACUCUUUCUAACUGCACAUCAACUACAUGGAUCUAUACCAGACAUUCAGAGACAGUUGAACUGAUUGGUUUAGGGAUAAAGAAGAAUGACAUAGAGAGACGUGAGAGACUGAGUCUGGGGUCUGACUGCUCUCUGAACAUCAAGACAAUCACACAAGAAGAUUAUGGGCUUUACACCUGCCAACAAUAUGUGAAUGAACAAAAACAAGGAACUGAUGCACCUGUUUAUCUGCAUUUUCUUCAUGUCUCUUCAUCAUCCUCACAGACUGAGAUCAGACCAGGCAGCUCUGUGACUCUCUACUGUCAGUUGUAUUAUUAUGGAGUGGAUUGUGAUUAUUUAGUCCAUUCUGAGGGAAUUCAGCUGGUCUGGGUGAAUCAGGCUGGUGUUAAUCUGACGACAGACUCCAGAUAUCAGAUAUCAUUCUCCUCAACACACUGUGUCAGCACUCUGACUACAACACUCCUGAAUGAAGAUCUCAACAGAGAGUGGAGAUGUCUGGUUAUUCAGAGAAAUCAACCAAAGACCUCAACCACUUUUACUGUCAAGUAUUCAGCUCCAACUGAGACAAAGACAUCGAAUCCAGUCAUCAGCUCAAAGACAACCACAACUGUAAAUAAACCAGUAACUUCUACACAAUCAGCAUCAGCUACAUCUUCAGCAUUGAUCCUAGCUACCACAUCAAACUCUGAGAAGAAAACAGGACCUACAGCACCAGCACGUCCAAAAAAACUAGUGAUUGUAAUUGUUGGUGUUGUUGCUGCAUUGGCUGUUCUACUUCCUGUUGUUAUUUUUUGGGUGAUUUGUAAAAAAAGAAGAGAUAACAGAAGAGGGACUAAUGAAUUUCUGGUCACAGAUAUGAAAAAAAUAUAAUGGAACCCAUGAUACAAUCAACAUUUCCAUUCAUCCUACAGCCAGCACUAAUGAGCAGAAAGAUGAUGUGACUUAUACUGAGGUUUUCAUAUACAGUAAAAUCCAAGCCAAAAAGAACAAGGUUCAUGGUGAAGAUACAGUGACUUACGCUUCCAUCAGUGGAGCAACAGCUGGACCUCAGGAUAACAAUAGUCAACUUUAUGCCUCUGUGAACAAGAACUGUGACAAAUCAAUCAGUCAUUAAUCAUACAAAGACCUCAUAAUAUCAUGAGGAGAGAAAUGCCUAACUUUGUUAACCUGUUGACUUGUUAAAUACAGUCUUUAAAUGCAUGUUAACAAACAAACUCAAGUGUUGAACACAUGUUUUUUUUAGGACGUUGAGUAACAGUUUUAAAUUAUAAAUCAUUCCAAAUCUUCUAUUUCUCUUAUUUUUGCAACUCUUCAUUCUCCAGUAGUGUUUUUAACAGUCAUUCUGAAUUACGUACUGGACAACAUCCUCAUUUGUGAAUAAAGUAGAGAUGAUCGGAAGUGUUUUACUCAACAGAGAUGUAGAGGAAGAGCUUUGCUGUCAAAUUCUGCACUGUCAGCCAAUCAUCUUUCUGGUGAUUAUGUACUAUGUAGGGUACAACUAAAGUCACACCCUAAGAAAAAAGGACCUUUCCCUUCUCCCAUAGUUUUUGAUUGCACUUUUUUUUAAAAAUGUUUUUAGUGAAGUGAACUGAUGAAGCAACAGAUUUUAUGUGAGAAUAAAUCAUAAGUGUUUGUUU